AUGUCUACGCGUGUUAACCCUGGCUCUAGUUCUAGCAAUAGUUCACAAAUUUCUUUAUCCGACUCUCGUUAUGUAAUCUCAUUUGAGCGUAACAAUCAUGGUGAGAUUUUUAUCGAUGAUAUGUUAGCAGAAAUGAUUGAAAAUGUGUAUGCUGGGGAUGUCUCUACAGAUGAGGAGAUGGAAGCUGAAAUUGAACAAGAAAUACAUGUUAUUCAAAGUGAUACAGAAGAGAUAACAGUAAAGGGAAAAGGUGGUGUAAGUAAUAGGGGGAGAAAGGGAAAGUACAAGAGUAGGGGAGAAGAAAAUGAAGGAAUACAUGAGAGUAGUUCAAAAAGGGUAAGGCAUGGCAAUAGAGGCAGAGGGAGGGGUAGAGGAAAGGGUCAAGAAAGAGGAAAUGCAGGCAUUGUGUUGCAACAAACUGCAAGUCUUCCACCUCCAACAUUUGAACCAAUGCAAAAGUGUCAACCGGCCCACAGAGGUUAUGCAACACUUCCUCACGAAAUGCUCUUAGGAACUGUUACCCCUCUUGCAAUCUUUCAGUUAUUUUUUACUGACAACCAGUUGCAAACAAUUGUUGAGAAUACAAACAAAUAUGAGCAAAUGAAAGGAUUCAGUGAUAGUGACCGUCGUCCUUGGAGUCCUCUUACAUUAAAGGAGUUAAAAAUUUGGAUCGCCCUGGUCAUUUACAUGGGUGUACAUAAAAUCUAUGCUGUCGAAGACCUGUGGAAUAACAAUGAGAGAAAACCGAUUCAUAAUAUUAAAGAUUUUAUGACUUUGGUUAGAUUUCAACAGAUUAAGCACUUCUUUCAUAUUUCUUCUCCCAGUGAAACUCAGUCUUUCUGGUAUUCUAAGGUUGAACCGUUAGCAUCGCACCUGAGAAAUAUGUUUAAAAAACUGUACAUGCCUGGUACGAAUGUUUCAGUUGAUGAAAUGAUUGCUCGAUUUUCUGGUCGAAGCAUACAUACCGUUCGGAUGAAGAAUAAACCAACGCCAGAAGGCUAUAAAAUCGUUUCACUUUGUGAUGCCGGUUAUACGUGGACCUUUACGUUCACAUCACGAAUUGAGAAAAAUAGAGAAAUAGAACAAAUUGCCGGGCUUACAGAGACUGGAUGCUUAGUAUGGCAUUUAGUACGUCAACUCCCUGAUACUAAAUCCUAUGAUGUGUAUAUGGAUAAUUACUUUUCUAGCAUCGCACUUUUCAAGUAUAUGCGCGAUAAUGGUUAUGGCGCCUGUGGAACUGUUCGUUUAAACUCUGCUAAGUUUCCUGCAGAGCUAAAGCAUGGCAAGUAUCAACGGUUAGAUUGGAAUACAUUAUUAGGAAAGGUAGUAGAAAACGUUUUGGCAAUAUUAUGGAUUGACAAUGGCCCGGUAACUAUGUUAACUACAAUCCAUAAUGUUUGCGGUGAUGAUUGGAAUGUGGCACGUGAGCGUCGUAGACCAAGAGAAACUAGUACCAAUGCAAAUACCGUUCGGAGAGUCUUCGGAAAUCUUUCCAAAAAAAGUUUACAGAUUCCCAAGAUUAUUGAUGACUAUAACCAUUAUAUGGGUGGGGUGGAUAUUGCAGACCAACUCAGAGG
Paraglomus occultum is the source of this 1577-nucleotide messenger RNA. Lineage: Eukaryota; Fungi; Glomeromycota; Glomeromycetes; Paraglomerales; Paraglomeraceae. The record is from the annotation of a GenBank genome assembly.